AUGCCCAAAAGCAUGGCUUAUCGCCCACACGAGGGCAAGUUCGGUAUCGUGACCGGAGGCUCAAGAGGUAUCGGGGCAGGCAUAGCUCGCAAUCUCGCCUCCAAAGGAUGCUCUCUUCUUCUCGUCUACACCUCCGACUCCUCCACAGAACCUAUUCAAGCCCUUUGCAAAGAACUCUCUGAAGAGAACGACAUCCUCUGCGUACCGGUACAAGCCGACCUGUCAGACCCGAGCCGAGCCGCUCCUCAUAUCCUAGCCACCGCUAAGAACCAUUUCGCACAUCCACGUACGGGUACAUUCCAGGUGGACAUCAUCAUCAACAACGCGGGCAUAGCAGGAAACAAGCUUUUGAACGAUUCUGACGCAGGACCGAUCGAAGAGACGCAAUUUCACAAACAGUACAACGUCAACGUGCUAGCGCCAUUGUUGCUGGUGCAGGCGUGUCAACCUUACCUUCCCAAAGAUCGCUCUGGCCGGAUCGUGAAUGUGUCGAGUGUAUCCUCGUCGAUUGGUUAUGAGUCACAGUCGAUUUAUGCUGGCACCAAGGCUGCUCUGGAGGCGAUGACACGCGUAUGGGCAAGGGAGCUGGCAGAGAGCUGUACAGUCAAUGCGAUCAACCCAGGGCCUGUAUGGGGAGACAUGUACACCCAGGCAGGAGAAGGCUUCUGGAAGGUAAACCAAAAGUAUGCGGACAGUGCUCCACUGAUGAACUACACGGCUGGCGAUGAUGCAGUUCGAGCUCGUGCAGGGGGCGAUCCCGAAGAAUUUGAUAAUAUCGUGCUUAAGGGCAUGGGUGGGAAGAGGCCAGCUUUGGCAGACGAGAUCGCAGGUGUGGUUGGCAUGCUUUGCUCUGAGGAGAGUGGUUGGACGACAGGAAGCGUGAUCUGUGCAAACGGUGGCAUGAAGAUGUCAAUAGCAUGA
Cladophialophora yegresii CBS 114405 is the source of this 921-nucleotide messenger RNA. RefSeq lists its product as uncharacterized. The record is from RefSeq and is a predicted model, not a curated record. Gene Ontology annotation, molecular function: oxidoreductase activity, acting on the CH-OH group of donors, NAD or NADP as acceptor. The coding region runs from base 1 to 921 and encodes 306 amino acids. The transcript has 2 exons. NCBI's taxonomy places the organism in Eukaryota, Fungi, Ascomycota, Eurotiomycetes, Chaetothyriales, Herpotrichiellaceae.